AUGGAGAAUCAUACAACGCAGAUAGAGUUUAUCCUUCUGGGACUGACAGAUAAUUCUCAGUUACAGAUUGUAAUUUUUUUCUUUCUAUUUCUGAAUUAUAUGCUGAGCAUGAUAGGAAACUUAACCAUCAUUGCCCUCUGUCUACUGGAUUCCCAUCUCAUGACCCCAAUGUAUUUCUUCCUCCGAAAUUUCUCUUUUCUGGAAAUUUUCUUCACAAGUGCUUGCAUCCCCAGAUUCCUUAUCACCAUUGUAACCAGAAGAAAGACCAUCUCCUAUAAUGGUUGCAUAUCUCAGUUAUUUUUUUACAUAUUCUUGGGCGCUACAGAAUUUUUCCUUUUGGCGGCUAUGUCCUAUGACCGCUAUGUUGCCAUCUGCAAACCUUUGCAUUAUACAUCCAUCAUGAGCAGCAGAGUCUGUCAUCAGCUUAUACUCAGUUCUUGGGCAACUGGAUUCCUAGUCAUUUUCCUUUUAUUGAUUUUGAUUCUUAAUUUGGAUUUUUGUGCUUCAAAUAUAAUUGAUCAUUUCAUUUGUGACAUUUCUCCUGUACUGCAGCUUUCCUGCUCAGACACACACGUAGUGGAAUUGAUUACUUUUUUCUUAGCUGUGAUGACCCUUAUUGUCACGUUGUUUCUAGUAAUCCUUUCUUACUCUUACAUCAUCAAGACAAUUCUAAAAUUCCCUUCAGCUCACCAAAAGAAAAAAGCCUUUUCUACUUGUUCUUCUCACAUGAUUGUUAUAACUAUCACUUAUGGUAGUUGUAUAUUCAUCUACAUAAGGCCAUCAGCAAAUGAAAGAAUCACUUUAAGCAAAGGAGUAGCUGUGCUCAAUACUUCAAUAGCUCCUCUGUUGAACCCAUUCAUUUAUACUCUGAGGAACCAGCAAGUUAAACAAGCCUUCAGAGAUGUAUUUAGAAAGGCUCUUUCUGCUUUAGACAAGUAA
Molecule: messenger RNA, 939 nt
Organism: Pipistrellus kuhlii (Kuhl's pipistrelle)
Lineage: Eukaryota; Metazoa; Chordata; Mammalia; Chiroptera; Vespertilionidae
Product: olfactory receptor 6C70
Exons: 1
Coding region: 1-939 (312 amino acids)
Biological process (GO): G protein-coupled receptor signaling pathway
Cellular component (GO): membrane
Molecular function (GO): G protein-coupled receptor activity; olfactory receptor activity
Source: RefSeq, a predicted model, not a curated record